Messenger RNA from Rubroshorea leprosula, 747 nucleotides. The record is from the annotation of a GenBank genome assembly. NCBI's taxonomy places the organism in Eukaryota, Viridiplantae, Streptophyta, Magnoliopsida, Malvales, Dipterocarpaceae.
GAGAGAAUUUGGUGUCGAAGAGAGUACUGUAACUUGUCAGAAUCAAAGGAGAAAAGAAGAAGAGGCUGGAGUCGAUGCGAGCGACGAGCUAGUCUCAACAGUGAUGUCGAUUAAUGCUCUUAAAGAUCUCAAUAGCCUGCCUGCAUCUAAAAGUAAGAACGAUGACUCCAGUAGAGGGUGUUUUACAAAACCUUGCAGUGGGAACAUGAAUGAAAAUGUUGAAGAGAAGCAGAGGAGGAAGUCUUCUCCCAUUCAUGUUAAUGGAGCUGCAACUGUAAAUUCUGGAGUAGAGGUAACAAAUUCAGAAGUAGAAUACUUUGAAUCUGAGAACUUGAGUGAUCUUGAAGACAUUGAUACAAGUUUAAGACGUUUUCACUGCAUUUAAUGACCAUGUAGUUGAUUUAUUGGAUCCACUGGUACUUCAUAGUCACUUCUGCCUUUAUUUUUGUUGAAUGAAUAUCUCUUCACUAGUGAAUAGUGAGUGAACAACUAAUAUUGUGAAUGUAUGCCCAAAUAUCAUCAAAUGCAGCUUGUACAGCUUUUACUUAAAUCUUCAUGAGACGAAAUGUUUGUUUGUGAGGCAGCUGAGAGAGCUUUAGAGGCAAUGACCAAUUGGGUUUCCCCUAUUGUUUGUGUUGUCAAAGUUGUAACCCUAUCUCAAAAACAGAAAUCCACAAAUUUGAGCCAAGUCAUCAAUGUGCUUUUCAUGAAGUGUUCCACAAUUGGUAAGAAAAGUAUGCUUGAUUU